AUGGCUCCCGGAACCCGACACGCUCGCCGCGGCGGAUAUGCCGAGCACGACGACUUUGAAGGCCUCCCUGUGCGACAAUGGCGCCAGGAAUGGGUGGCGGUGGCCCCGCCGCCGCCGCAGGAGCAGCAACAGUCAAACGACGUCUGGUCAGUUGAGUUGCUGCACGGCAUGCCCAAAGACUCGAACCUCCUGCCAGCCCACAGCCUCGAGCUGCUGCGUGCUGCUCGCUCCGGCCGCCUCUACAAGCGACCUCCGCCGAAUGAUGACGACGACGUUGAUGUUGAUGCCGCCCUAGCCGAGAAGCCGGAAAAGAGAGAGGAUGAAGAACCGGAGACGCAAGGCUUUUCCAUUCGUCCGUGGAAGCAGGUACCCAGGAGCGUCGAGGCCUCGACCGUGUCGUACCUCGCCAAGCGCCGGCCUGGCACCGUCACCAUCGCAAGCAGAACCGUCGACGACAAAGCGGCUGAGCCGACAGUUACGCGGGCGACGGUUCGCCGCCUCGACGCCGCCGGAAACGCAUACACGGAGGAGAUCACCCUUGCCCACGGCCAGCAGGUACAGGGCGAGAUUGUGGCGACACGUGUCGUCGCCAUCAACGCAGAUGUGCCGCCGGCACCGGCACCGCCUAGGAGGAGGCCGCCGCCGCCGAAGCGGAAGCCCAAGGCAGGACCAGGCCGUGGCCGGAAGAAGAUGAAGAUUCUGAACGCGCCUAAGCCCGAGGAGCGGGAGCGGGAGCCUGUAGGUGCACCCCGUCAUGAACAGGCAAAGGUGCGUGCUAAGACGGCACAGGGCAUCCAAACCCCCCAGGAUAGCGAGAUGGCGGAUGGCGACGACGACGACGACGACGACGGUGACGAAGACGAUGAGGGUGCGGCUGAGCAGGAGCAGGAUCAGGAAAUGCCUGAUGCGGACCUCCUUGCGCCGCCUGCUCCUUCUGCAGGAGUUGGUUCGCCGCGGCCAGAGGGCAGUCCGCUGAAACACGUCACACUGCCUCCAGCGGAACCCUCACACACAGCCACGAACGGGGAGCUAGGCAUGGAUUCCUUACCAGAUGCUCAACCUGGACCACCAGCAGCUGAGUUGCCAUCGGAGCCGAUGUUGCCUGCGCCGGCAUCGCUUGAGCCCACGCCUGCCCAGUCGAUGUUGCCCGAGCCUGAGUCCCAUGCGCCUGGCUCCAGUGUGCCUGACCCUACACCAUCGGAGUCAUCGCGGCCGGAGCCUACAUCUCCCAGGUCUAGCCUGCCCGAGACUGCUGUGCCCGAGACUGAGGUACCCGAGGCUACGGUUCCCGAGAGAACACCACCCGGGUCCGAGGUGCCUGAGCCUGUGGUGCUCGAGAAGCCUGCGGUGACUGGGCCUACGGUGCCUGAAUCGCAGGCCGAGAUGACAGAUUCCAUAAUGACGGAGCCAACUUCAGCCGUUGUGAGCGAUGAGCCCCAGGAAGCUAUGGAGCGAGAAGUAUCAACAGCGCCGAAAGAGCCGUCAGAAGAGCCGGUUCAGAUGACGGAAGAUAAAUCACCGAGCCUGCCCCCCCCUCCCCCAGAUCAAGUGGGUAAUAUAAAAUCACCUAGGGCAGACACAGAAUCGCUGCAGCCACUCCUGAGCCAGUUGGACUCUGCCAGGACAGACGACAGCCUUCGACCCGACGACUCUGCCUCGAUGCAGCUUCCGCCCGAAUCCGCUCCCUCGGACGGUUCCGUGGCGAAGGAGUCGUCUCUCAAGCUGUCCCCCAAACUGUCCCCAAUUCCGUCCCCUCGGUCGUCCCCUCAGUCGUCGUCAUCCCGGCCAAAAGAGAGUCCUUUGCAGGACAAUUCGCCGCCAAGAGGAGGAGAGUCCCCGCGUCGGGAGUCUCCCGCUUCGCAGAAUGCUCUGGCCGUGGAGAAACCCCUUCACCCUGAAAACGAUUCCCCACAGGUAGACGAGUUACGACCCAGCCAUUUGUCUGUGACAGCCGAUGCCUCACCAGGAGCCGAUCUGCUAGACGGCUUGCUAGGAGAGUUGGGACGCCAGGCAUCGGAUGGCAAAUGUUUGGGGCCGGAAUCGGUUACAAAAUUAGAAGCCACGACGCCGGAGAAAAUGGAUGUGCUGUUGGAAACCAAGGACAUGGAGCUAUCGGAAGCUGCAGGGGAUGAUUCCGAGGCGGUGGCAGUUGCCGCGCCUGAAUCAGAGGCCCCCAAGGUCGCAGAAUCCACCGAUGCCACUCAGGCCGUGGAGGUUCAAGAGGUCACAGAGGGUCAAGUGACCCCAGAGGCACCCGAGGUCUCAGAAGCCGCAUGA
Drechmeria coniospora is the source of this 2277-nucleotide messenger RNA. RefSeq lists its product as uncharacterized. Bases 1 to 2277 code for a protein of 758 amino acids. The record is from RefSeq and is a predicted model, not a curated record. The transcript has 3 exons. NCBI's taxonomy places the organism in Eukaryota, Fungi, Ascomycota, Sordariomycetes, Hypocreales, Ophiocordycipitaceae.